Colletotrichum truncatum is the source of this 342-nucleotide messenger RNA. RefSeq lists its product as uncharacterized. The record is from RefSeq and is a predicted model, not a curated record. Lineage: Eukaryota; Fungi; Ascomycota; Sordariomycetes; Glomerellales; Glomerellaceae.
AUGCGUUUUUCUACUUUCACUGGUGCUAUUGGCCUCUUCGCUGGUUUGUCGGUCGCCUUGCCAAACCCAAAAUCAGCCUCGACUGUUGGAAAGAGAUGGGACUAUUGUCCUAGAGCAGGGGAAAGGUGUACGAACAUUCUAGGUGGAGUUGGCGGUUGCGUAUGUGGUCAAGACCUCGAUCCAAGAUACGACUGUGUUUGUAUCAUGUGUCUAGGCGCUUUAGGGAGGCAUUUAAGAAAGAGAAGAAGACUUGGACGGCCGAACGUCAAUCGAAGCGACACUGCGAAGUACCCCACUGGUGGAAUGUGCGAAGCGGAUGCUGAACUUUGUGCACGAAUUUGA